AUGGAAUCUCCUGCCAAUAUGGAAUCUUCUGUCAAUAUGGUAAAAUCUACUGCUUCAUCUCCAAUGAAUCCAUCUGAUGAUUCAUCAAGCCCUUACUAUCUGCAUCCCAGUGACAACCCUCGAGCUCUUCUUGUUUCUAAAAUUUUCAAUGGUGCGAAUUAUGUUGCUUGGAGUAGAUUGAUCUCGAUUGCUCUUACUGUAAAGAACAUGCUUGCCUUUGUUGAUGGAAGUCUGCCUCAACCCAGUCUUGACAAUGCUAAACUUCAUGUUGCUUGGCUGCGAGCAAACAACCUUGUUUUAUCUUGGUUGAUGAAUUCAAUUGCAAAAGAGAUUCGGGGAAGUCUUCUCUAUUUCAAUAAUGCCUUUGAUACUUGGGAUGAACUAAAGGUUAGGUACCUUCGAAGUGAUGGCCCAAGAGUUUUUACAUUAGAGAAAUCUUUAAGCUCUAUUUCUCAAGGUUCAAACUCAAUCACAGAAUAUUUUAGUGAUUUCAAAACUUUAUGGGAUGAAUUCAUUAGCUAUCGCCCCCUUCCUAAAUGUGCUUGUGGAAUCAUGAAUACUUGUACUUGUGCCAUCUUAAAGAAUCUUGCUGAUCGCCAACAAGCUGACUAUGUGAUGAAGUUCUUGGUUGGUUUACAUGACUCUUAUUCAGCCAUUCGAAGUCAACUACUUCUUUCUCCUUUACCAUCAAUGGGGAAGGUCUUUUCUUUAUUGUUGCAAGAAGAAAGUCAAAGAUCUUUAACAAAUGCAGUAGGGCUUCCUCUUGAUUCUCAUGCUAUGGCCGCUGCACAACCACCCAGACAGAUCUUUUCCAAUGUCUCUAAGUUCAGCAAACUCAAAGGAAAACCUAAUGUUACUUGUUCCCAUUGUGGAUUCUCUGGACACCUUGCUGACAAGUGUUUUCAGAUCAUAGGUUAUCCACCAGGGUGGAAAGGCCCUCGAGGAAAAAGAUUCAAUUCAACUCGAUUGCCCAAUGCAAACAGUGCAUCUUCUUUGGAGCAAAACUCAAACAUCCCAAACAUACCUUUUUCUCAAGAGCAAAUACAGAAUCUCAUCACUCUUUCUAAUAGCUUGUCUACUUCACCUAUUAAUCUUAAUCAUGCAGUCAAUACUGUCUCCACAUCAGGAUCUCAACAAAUGGAAGAUGAUUAG
Molecule: messenger RNA, 1152 nt
Organism: Juglans microcarpa x Juglans regia
Lineage: Eukaryota; Viridiplantae; Streptophyta; Magnoliopsida; Fagales; Juglandaceae
Exons: 2
Coding region: 1-1152 (383 amino acids)
Source: RefSeq, a predicted model, not a curated record